This is a messenger RNA of Parnassius apollo (apollo), 660 nucleotides long. Lineage: Eukaryota; Metazoa; Arthropoda; Insecta; Lepidoptera; Papilionidae. The record is from the annotation of a GenBank genome assembly.
AUGUUGAUUCUUCUAAAUAAAGCAUUCCAAGAAAAUGCUACCAACUCUCAGGCUCAAUCUAUUGACGAGAGCAUGGUUAAAUUUAAAGGGCGUGACAGCAAAAAACAAUACAUGCCCCUUAAGCCCAUUAAAAGAGGUUAUAAAGCAUGGUGUAGAUGCGACGCAAAGACUGGAUAUCUUUACCAGUGCGACAUUAACUCUGGUAAAGAUAAUGAACCCAAUGAAGAAGCUCUUGUUGAAUACCUUUACAAUAAGGGAAUAUUCUCAAUAGGUACUGUUCGAAUGACACGAAAAGGGCUUCCCAAAGAUUUUGCUGAUAAAUUAAAACCAGGUGAAUUUACAUACCGAUUUUGCCACCCCAUUGGUGUAAUAAAGUGGAGGGAUACAAAAGAUGUCCAUGUGAUAACAUCGGCAGUAAACCCUAGAGACAUAGAAAUUAUAGAAAGGAGACAAAAGAAUGAACAACCUCUAAACUACGAGUUGUUACAAAAUGUGCUUGGAGAUGGGCGUCAAUCAGACCUGGACAUAUCGGAUAAGGAGACAGAAUCGGCUGUCAAUGUACCUCGACUACUAGAUGAUGAAGAUGAUAUACCCCCAGAGAUUUCACCAGGUAACCAUAACAGAGACAGUGACUCAUAUCAAAAUAUGACUUUGACAUAG